This is a messenger RNA of Grus americana (Whooping crane), 985 nucleotides long. RefSeq names its product leucine-rich repeat-containing protein 40-like. The record is from RefSeq and is a predicted model, not a curated record. Lineage: Eukaryota; Metazoa; Chordata; Aves; Gruiformes; Gruidae. The transcript has a single exon. Gene Ontology annotation, molecular function: protein binding. Bases 43 to 843 code for a protein of 266 amino acids.
ACUGACUGUCUCGGUUCAACCAGCCACGGUUCUGGUGGGACAAUGGAUGCAGACACCUCUUUUGGAUGUGCCUCUACAGGCCCCGAUCCACUCUGGAGGUACCUUACAGAGCACGAUCCAAAGCAUGAAGGGAAGAAGAAACUCAAGAUCUCAGGCAGAGAGCUGGUGUCGGUUCCCGCACAGGUCUUCAGCUUGGGCCAGCUGCAGGUCCUGGAGAUGAGCCCAGAACGAGAGAGCUGCCUGAGGUACCGGAUGGAGCUGCUCCCCCGAGAGAUCAGCCACCUCAGGAACCUAACCUGCCUCUACGUAGACUCCAACAACUUGAAGAAAAUCCCUGCCGAAAUUGGCACUUUGAGUCACUUGGAGAGGCUCACUCUGAGCAGCAACAGCCUGAGCUCGCUGCCCCCAGAAAUGGGUGCACUUCAAAGGCUGCACAGCCUCCACCUGGCCAACAACAGCCUCACCGAACUGCCUGCACCCCUCUGCCAGCUCAGGAGCCUCACCUUUCUGGAUGUGAGCGACAACAAAAUAGGCACAAUCCCCUCCAGCAUUCGGCAGCUGGAGAAACUGGAAACUUUGCUAUUGCUCUUCAACUCGCUGGAGAGUCUGCCCGAGGAUAUCUGUCUUCUAAGGAAUCUGCACACGCUUUGGCUAGGAAACAACCAUCUACGGUCCCUUCCAGCAAGUUUUGGGGAGCUGGUGAACCUGGACUGGGGAUACAAUUACUGUUCAUGCAACUUUGAGGGUAAUCCACUGGAAAGUCCUCCCCCUGAAGUCUGCAGCAGAGGACCUGAAGAGAUCAGAGAUUAUUUCUUGUCAUUUCAUAGGGCACAGAGAGACUAGACAACUGAUGUCAGUCCUCCUGAAGUGACUGAGACGGAUUUAUUAUGUGCAAAUCAAGUGCAGAACAAAAUGUGUUUCAGAUGGAAAAGUUUGGUGAAAUCUCUCUGUGGAGCUCAAAAGCUUCCUCUCUGCUGUAAGGUGA